Messenger RNA from Cyphellophora attinorum, 1890 nucleotides. RefSeq lists its product as uncharacterized. Gene Ontology annotation, molecular function: zinc ion binding; DNA-binding transcription factor activity, RNA polymerase II-specific. The record is from RefSeq and is a predicted model, not a curated record. Bases 1 to 1890 code for a protein of 629 amino acids. Gene Ontology annotation, biological process: regulation of DNA-templated transcription. NCBI's taxonomy places the organism in Eukaryota, Fungi, Ascomycota, Eurotiomycetes, Chaetothyriales, Cyphellophoraceae. The transcript has 3 exons.
AUGACAUCAGCUGUACAUAUCGAAGAAUCCGACAAAAGCGCAUCUUCAGAAGAAACAAGCCCGUCCUCGGAGCUGGUCAUACGGCCUUCGGCAAAAGCUGUCAAGAAGAGAUGGCAUUCCAAAGUGCGGACUGGAUGCGAUAUGUGCAAGAAACGCCGGGUAAAAUGCGAUGAACUGAAGCCAGCAUGCUAUAAAUGCACAAGGAAGGGUCUCAAGUGCCCUGGAUAUAACCCUCCAACUAUUAAGCUCUUCGAACUCAGUGAUACCCCCGAAUUCGACACUGCUGGAGAUAAGGAGGCCUACAAUGUCUUCAUCGAGCGCGGGUCGAGGAUAUUCGCAAUCGCAAACAGCAGAUCCAUGGACUUGUGGGUGAGGACGAUUCCCCAAUUGGCCUACCAGUACAAAGCUGUGCGACAUGCUGUCAUUGCGAUGGGGACUGUUCAAGUGCGUGCCCUACAGAGCGAGCAAUUUCCAGUUCCUCAAGCAACUCUCGUACACAGAGCCCGAGCUAUGCAGCAACUAUACAAGUCUGAUCCAUCAGAGUUGCCAGUAGAGGUGUUGGCUUGCUGCGCAUUGUUCUUAAUGAUUCUGGAUGUCUGGACAGAGAACGGUGCUGGCCCGGAGUUUCACCUGACUGCACUUUUCCGAUUACUUCAUGAGCACAUAGCGAUGCUGAAGAAUCAGGGUCUUGCACCGAGUCGGGAGGUAUCCGAGAUAUUCUUGCCUGCCAUCGAUUGGGCUCUGGUGAAUUCCUUGACGGCAGUCGACAACUUUCCGCCCCCAGGAUCACCGGUCUCUCCCGGAUACAAGUUGCUCCUGAACCCAACCAUUUCUGAUAGCUUCACCGAUUACAGGGGAGCUUUGAAUAGCCUUGAUGCAAUCAACAAGACAACAGCGAGAUAUAAUAUCGGUCAUCGACAACGUGGAAUAGAAGAGAACAUCUCAACGGCACUCGCUCGGUUCCGCGAACAAGUCUCUAGGCUCUCAAGCCAGUGUCUGCUUGACCCUGACUCUUCACGACGGAACGCGCUUUACGAAGCGUAUCUCUCCGCGAACUGGCGAGCAACAAAAGUCAUGUUUGAGAGUGCGGAGUACCCUUCAGAGUCACUCUUCAGUCCUUUACAUGACGCCGAUUUCCAACACAUCGUGGUGUCGAUGAAAAUUUGGCUUGCAGGUGAAGCAACAAUUCCGCCGAAACAACGGAUACCCAACCUCGGCAUCAUACCUGCGCUAUUCCUUGUGGCAACCAAAUGUCGUGAUUCUGGACUUCGUCAUGACGCCGUCGAGCUGCUUCAUGAUGCCGCGCGGUCGGAGCGUGGAUGGGACACAUGUAUCGCAAGCGUUAUCGCGCGUUCCGUCAUCAAUACAGAAGGAAUGGCCCUCACAGCCGGCGAGCCUUUUGUCACAGGACCUGACGUCGAUGAAACACUCGCAUCGAUACAGGCGCAUAGGCAGCGUCUGUAUGUUUCGCUGGCCAAGGUCGACUUAGCACCGUCCGAAGGUGUAAUACGCAUCCGUUAUUGGGAGCAGAGGUUAGAACCGAGCGGUUUGCAGGCGAGAAGGUCCGUGAAAGUCUCUAUACCAUACGACUCUGCGCUUGGAGCUGGGUCGCCAACCUUUGAUAUACUAAGUUCGAAAGUGCUAAGGGCGUAUGGAUAUUCUGGAUUCAUUCUGACGGCGCCCGAGAUCUCUUGCCAGUGUACGACCACAGACAGGAGAAGAUCCGAAAGUGCGGUCCACAGCUGGGCUCGGGGCUUUGUAUCAUAUGUUGUGUUGAGUGAUGUUGAUGACAGCGACGACGAGCAAGUAUUGGACGUCACUACUGGGGGAUCACAUCAUCCAGGCUCGAGAAGCAGCAGUGGAGGCUUCUUCCAUUGGAGACCAAUUUGA